AUGCUUCACUUGCAUUACAUUAGUUCACGCAUGCAGCCGAUGGCAUCACCCUGCGUGGGGCUUUAUACUGCUGAGUGCUAUGGACGCUCGAGGUCUCUAUCUGGCUCCCAGAGCUCACCUCCAGCCUGUCAUCUGGAGAGCAGAAUAAGUCUCGAGGACUACGAAUAUGUUCAAGACGGAGACAUUAUUAUUGGAGGAGUGUUCAGAGUAAAUAACUUGAUGAAUGAUUAUCGUGAAGAUGGAAUCAUAACUAUGAUGGCUUGUAUGGAGCCUAUUCCACAUUUCUACAAAAAUCUUUUGACCUUUAUGUUUGCCAUUGGGGAGAUCAACAGUCAUCCGGAAAUGUUACCAAAUAUCACUCUAGGAUAUCAUUUAUUUGAUUCAUGUUCUAAUGAAAAAAAGACUGUAAAAAGCGUCCUUCAGAUUUUAUCUGGACCAGGAAAGACCGUCCCUAAUUACUCCUGUACUAAACGAGGGACCCUGGCUGGUUUUAUUGGGGAUGAACUUUCUGACACCACCAUACCCAUGGCACAAAUCCUAGGGCUGUAUGGGUACGCACAGAUCAGUUAUGGCGCAACGCAUUCCGUGCUCAGCGACAGACGAGUUUAUCCGACGUUUUUCCGAACAGUUCAAAAUGAACAUGUCAGUUAUUAUAUUUUAUCCAAGCUGCUGAAAUACUUUGGCUGGAACUGGGUCGGCAUUUUAACCACCGAUGAUGAAAGUGGAGACAAGGAAAGCCAAGUACUGACAAAGUAUAUGAAAGACGAUGGAAUUUGUGCUGAAUAUGUAAUAAAAAUACAUUAUUUUCAAAGCAUGGUUGAAAGUUUUGAAUACGCUUUCAAAACAAUAGAAAGAUCAUCAUCUCAAGUUAUCAUAUUUUGUGGUUCCUUUUCUGAAGCUUUUAUGUUUAUUAUUAGGGAAACAAAACAUUCAUUAAUCAAUAAAUAUGUAAUUCUUGGCACCACGUGGUCUUCAAACACAUUUCUGUUCCGGCAUUUCUCUGAUGUAUUUAACGGGACUCUGACACUGAAAGCGUAUUACAGCGACCAUGUUCCAAAACUUUCAUUCUUCCUUGAGAAAUUUCACCCAAAGAGCUACCCAAAUGACAAGUUACUGGAAGAUUUGUGGGUAACAGCUUUUGAAUGCUUGUCUCCAGAUCCCUAUAAAAACCAGUAUUAUGAAAUUCAUUUUGGGAUGUCACUUCGUAACUGUACUGGGAGAGAACGCUUGAACGAUAUUGUUAGUUUUUUCAACAACGGGGAUGCUUCUCGAGUGAAUAAUGCAGUGCUUGCGAUGGCUAAAGCCCUACACAAUAUGUACAUAUUUCAGGAAAAAAAACUUUAUCGAAAUAAAAUAACUCAUUACAAACAUCAGUUGCACCAUUACAUAAGAAAUCUGAAAGCCGAGGACCAAACUUCUCAUCUAUAUUUUGAUGAAAAUGGAGAGCAUGUUACCCCACACGUAAUUCGGAACUGGGUUGGAAAUAAGGAAGAAAUUAAAUCCUUUAAAGUGGUCGGUGUCUUUGAUCCGUGGGCUCCGGCUGAUCAGCAGCUUAACAUCAAACCCGGUCUAAUAACCUGGAAGAACGAAGCCAACCAGAUUCCAAAAUCUCAGUGCUCAGAAAAUUGUUUGCCGGGUUACAGGAAAGCCCCGGGGUCUGAGAUCCAUUUCUGCUGCUAUGACUGCGUCCUGUGCUCAGAGGGAGAAAUCUCCAAUAUGACCGAUAGUGAGGCCUGCACAAAAUGCCCAGAUAAUGAAUGGCCCAAUGAGAAGAAGGAUCUGUGUGUUCCCAAAUUGGAAGAUUUUUUGUCCUAUGAUGAUGCAGUUGCUAUAGCAUUUACAUCACUCUCAAUUUUAUUUUGUCUUCUAACUGUUACAGUAUCAGGGAUUUUUGUUUCCUAUAAAAAUACUCCAGUUGUAAAAGCCAAUAAUUGGAGCCUCAGCAUGAUCCUCCUGGUCUCUAUCAUGACGAGCUUCCUUUGUGUCUUUCUGUUCCUUGGUCGUCCUACGGAUAUAACCUGCAUUUUACGCCAAACUGUCUUUGGAGUUGCCUUCUCAUUAGCCGUGUCUUCUGUGCUGGCCAAGACUAUCAUGAUUUUUGUCGCUUUUAAAGCCACUAAACCUGGCAGUGUCUGGAGAAAAUGUCUCGGAAUCAAACUGUCUGCUUCUGUUGUCUUGUUUGGCUCAUCUGUCCAAGUUAUAAUUAUUAUUUUUUGGUUGUCCAUUUCCCCCCCAUUUCAGGAGCUGGACAUGCACUCUUAUCAGGGAAAGAUCAUCGUUCAGUGUAAUGAGGGUUCGGUUAUCGCCUUCUACUGUGUCCUGGGUUAUAUGGGGCUUCUGGCAGCUGUUAGUUUUAUUAUAGCUUUUUUAGCCAGGACAUUACCGGACAGUUUUAAUGAGGCCAAGUACAUCACCUUCAGCAUGCUGGUGUUCUGCAGCGUUUGGAUUGCGAUGAUCCCGGCCUACCUGAGCACCAAAGGGAAGAACAUGGUGGCCGUAGAGAUUUUUGCCAUAGUGGCUUCAAGUGCUGGACUUCUAGGAUGUAUAUUUUUUGCAAAAUGUUAUAUAAUUAUAUUUAGACCAGAAAUUAACUCAAAAACACAAUUAUUUCGUAGCAGAAAUAACAAUCCGUAGAUAUAAUAAAAGUCAAUACAGUUGGGGAAUUAAAUGUCUUAAUGCUCCACGGAUGUACUAUGACAUCUUAAGUGAAAUAGCUUAUAUCAAUAUGUGCACCGGCAAGACAUGUUCAGUGAUAGCCUGAAGUCUGCAUUACUGAUUUCAUGUUGACCGACCAUGUGUAGCGACACUCAGCAUAAAUUG
Molecule: messenger RNA, 2820 nt
Organism: Spea bombifrons (plains spadefoot toad)
Lineage: Eukaryota; Metazoa; Chordata; Amphibia; Anura; Pelobatidae
Product: vomeronasal type-2 receptor 26-like
Exons: 7
Coding region: 1-2634 (877 amino acids)
Biological process (GO): G protein-coupled receptor signaling pathway
Cellular component (GO): membrane
Molecular function (GO): G protein-coupled receptor activity
Source: RefSeq, a predicted model, not a curated record